This is a messenger RNA of Symbiodinium natans, 723 nucleotides long. The record is from the annotation of a GenBank genome assembly. Lineage: Eukaryota; Dinophyceae; Suessiales; Symbiodiniaceae.
AUGAAGCAGCCGUUGUUCGAUCUAAGGCUGGGUGAAAGUGGUGAACUGCCAAGGUUACUUGUUGUUGCGACCAAGGUCCCCAUCGACCCCUUUGAGAAGGACAUGACCAAGCAUCUGGACACCUUCAAAGAGCGGCUCGUGCAAAACGUUCAUGUGGUAAUGGGAGCACAGGGCACCUUCGAGCAUACGGCUUGGAAGGCUCAAGACACAGAUGGGGUUCAAAGUUCGGUUCGACCCAUGCUGCAUCGCACAUGUCGUUGCCCUGUCCUCGACCUCUCCGGCGAAGAGAAUGGAAACAGGGAGAAACAUCCAUCACUUCAGAGGUUCUGUCUUUUUUCCGCCACCUUACGCACCAAGCACAUUCUCCUCAUGCUUCAUUGGUCACUGCAGCUCUUCAGGAUGCGGAAUGGGAAGCGGAACGUUCUCUAUGCGCGGGGCCUGCCCAACAAUCAGAUGGUCAUCACGCUGAAGGACCGCAUGAACAUGCUCUGCGACCACGCCGACCGAGGCGAAUGGAGGCAAGCGCGAUACAUCAUGAAGGGCAUUUGGAGGCGCCGCCAGCUUCGGCUUCCCCUGGGUAGGAGAAUGUGGAACCAGAUGAUCAAGGCCCACGUGAACGCAAACCGCCCGAAAGCAGCUGAGAGCUGGCUCAAGGACAUGUUGAACCGCGUUUUUCAGCCCGACAUCUACAGCCGCCUGCUGCACUCUGCACCGCCUGUUUGA